Messenger RNA from Benincasa hispida (wax gourd), 2186 nucleotides. Lineage: Eukaryota; Viridiplantae; Streptophyta; Magnoliopsida; Cucurbitales; Cucurbitaceae. The record is from RefSeq and is a predicted model, not a curated record.
AAUAGAUGCAUUCUUAAGCUGUCAUCUUUGCCAAUUCCAUUUAUCUCCAAUUUCUUUAUAUAUAUAUAUAUAUAAUCAAGCUCCAAUUUUUAUUCAUAAUAAUAAUCAUAAUCUUAAUACUAAUAAUAAUAAAACCAGGCAGGAGCGAGAGAGAGAGGGACUUGGGAUUCUUAACAAACAAACGGUAGCUUUAACUUUUCCUCCUCUGUAUUUUGCAACAAAGAAAAUUGAGUGUUAUUAUUGUUUCUCUGUUAACAGAGGAGCUGCCUCCCUUGCCCUGUUUAUUUCCUUUCCUCGGAUGUUGCCUAUGUUGUUUUCUGGUAUGUGAUUCUUGUCGUCGUCGUUGUUCGCCGACAUGGGUGCCUGCGUUUCAACGCCGGAGGGCUGCGUCGGAAGCAAAUUUAAAAAGUCUUCCAAGAGGAAGAACCGCCGCAGGCGGAGGAAAGGAUCUAAAACGACAGCGUUUUCAGCUCUCUCCGAUGGAUCGCACCGCUCUGACCCGAUUGACCACUGCUCAUUUUCCAAUCCCACUUUCCAAGGAAGUUCUGAUGAAGCCUGGUUUGAUACGGUUGGAAAAUUCGAAUCGGAUUGUGAUGAAGACUACCAAAGUCUUCCUGAUGAUAUACAGUCAAUUAAUAGCUUUGAGGGUGCGUCAACGUCGAGCAUUUCUUCUUCGGGAGAUGCUAAUCAUGGAGAUCAUAAUGUGAAUCGACAUAGCGCAACCCCAGAUCAGAUUCAUAGACCAGGAAAUUCAGCAAGAGUACAUUCUGUGAGCAACUCUGAGAGUCAAGUUGCAAGGGAGUCACAUUCUCAGGCCAUGAAUCCAGAUGAUGCAGAACCCCAACUCAAGGGUUAUGGACACUCGAGCGAGGCAAAUGAACCGGUAUUCAUCGACGAGAUCUCCUCUACUGCUGGUGAAAGUUCUGCCAAAGGCGAUGGAAUAUUGGAUAAUUGUGGGAUUUUACCAAGCAAUUGUUUGCCUUGUCUUGCAUCAACAAUAAACUCUGUUGAAAAGAGAAAAGCAUUAAGUUCUAGUCCUCCAAGUGGACUUAAAAAGGCAGCCUUGAAACUUUCAUUCAAAUGGAAAGAAGGAAAUCCCAAUGCUGCUUUAUUUUCGUCGAAAGCGCUUCUACAAAGACCUAUAGCAGGUUCUCAAGUACCCUUUUGUCCAGCUGAAAAGAAAAUGCUAGACUGUUGGUCACAUAUUGAGCCAGAUAGUUUUAAAGUUAGGGGAGUAAACUAUGCAAAGGACAAAAAGAAAGAAUUUGCUCCCAGUCAUGCUGCUUACUAUCCAUUUGGCGUUGAUGUGUUCUUGUCACAUCGAAAAGUGGAUCACAUUGCUCGCUUUGUGGAACUUCCUGCAGCUAAUUAUUCUGGAACGCUUCCACCUAUCCUUGUUGUUAAUGUUCAGAUUCCAUUGUAUCCAGCGGCGAUUUUUCAAGGAGAAACCGAUGGAGAAGGAAUGAGUAUCGUCUUGUACUUUAAGCUUUCUGAUGCAUAUGCAGAGGAACUUACAUCUCAUUUUCAAGAAAAUAUCAGGAAGCUGAUUGAUGAUGAAGUUGAAAGAGUGAAGGGUUUUCCAGUAGACAAUGUAGUACCAUUUAGGGAAAGAUUGAAAAUUUUGGGACGCGUUGCAAACGUGGAGGAUCUUCCAAUGAGUGCCGCAGAGCGAAAGCUUAUGCAGGCUUACAAUGAAAAGCCCGUCCUCUCUCGUCCUCAACACGAAUUUUACUUGGGAGAAAACUACUUGGAAAUUGACUUGGAUAUGCACAGAUUUAGUUACAUAUCAAGGAAAGGUUUUGAAGCAUUUCUUGAUAGACUCAAGUGCUGUAUUUUGGAUGUUGGCCUAACAAUUCAGGGGAACAAACCUGAAGAAUUGCCAGAGGAGAUCUUAUGUUGUAUUAGAUUAAAUGGAAUUGAUUACGUAAAUUAUCAGCAGUUGGGGAUGGGUCAAGAGAUCAUGUAAUAUGCAGAGAAAAGAACCAUAAAUCAGAUAUAUAUUCCAAAGGGAAAAGAGUUGUGAAGUUUGUAUUCUUUUGGAGUAUAUUUUUAUUGAAGAAUGUGUGGGCUGCUAAUUACAUGAUUUUGAUUUGCUGCAUUUGAACCCACCAACCUGGAAAAAGCUGUUUCUCUUCAGUCAACAGCAAAAUAAAUAAAACAAAAACCAAGUCUUGAGAUUCUGAACA